CACUUCCGGGGCGGAGGAGGCUGAGUGGUGCAGUGAGGGACAAACAAAAGGAGGCGCCGGAGGAGCGCAGUGGCCGGCGGCGGGACGGAGCGGCCGGGGGCUCGGGCUGCCUGCUGGGCGGCCGGGUGCGGCGAGCCCAGGGAGGCAGCGUCUAUGGAGCAAAAGGAAUGCCAGGACCCUGCCCGGCCAGACGUGGGCCAGCCUCAGCGCCCACAGCCGACGCACAGAUAGCAGAGCCGUCCUCCGGGUGGAACCAUGAUUCCGGUGACGGAGCUCCGCUACUUUGCGGACACGCAGCCGGCGUACCGGAUCCUGAAGCCGUGGUGGGACGUGUUCACCGACUACAUCUCCAUCGUCAUGCUGAUGAUCGCCGUCUUCGGGGGCACGCUGCAGGUCACGCAGGACAAGAUGAUCUGCCUGCCUUGCAAGUGGGUCACCAAGGACUCCUGCAACGACUCCUUCCGCAGCUGGGCAGCCCCCAGCCCGGAGCCCACCUACCCCAACUCCACCAUCCUGCCGGCCCCUGACGCGGGCCCCACGGGCAUCAAGUACGACCUGGACCGGCACCAGUACAACUACGUGGACGCCGUGUGCUACGAGAACCGGCUGCACUGGUUUGCCAAGUACUUCCCCUACCUGGUGCUGCUGCACACCCUCAUCUUCCUGGCCUGCAGCAACUUCUGGUUCAAGUUCCCGCGCACCAGCUCGAAGCUGGAGCACUUCGUGUCCAUCCUGCUCAAGUGCUUCGACUCGCCGUGGACCACGAGGGCCCUGUCCGAGACGGUGGUGGAGGAGAGCGACCCCAAGCCGGCCUUCAGCAAGAUGAACGGCUCCAUGGACAAGAAGUCGUCGACCGUGAGCGAGGACGUGGAGGCCACCGUGCCCAUGCUGCAGCGGACCAAGUCGCGGAUCGAGCAGGGCAUCGUGGACCGCUCGGAGACGGGCGUGCUGGACAAGAAGGAGGGGGAGCAGGCCAAGGCGCUGUUCGAGAAGGUGAAGAAGUUCCGGACGCACGUGGAGGAGGGGGACAUCGUGUACCGCCUGUACAUGCGGCAGACGAUCAUCAAGGUGAUCAAGUUCGCCCUCAUCAUCUGCUACACCGUCUACUACGUGCACAACAUCAAGUUCGACGUGGACUGCACCGUGGACAUCGAGAGCCUGACGGGCUACCGCACGUACCGGUGCGCGCACCCGCUGGCCACGCUCUUCAAGAUCCUGGCGUCCUUCUACAUCAGCCUGGUCAUCUUCUACGGCCUCGUCUGCAUGUACACGCUCUGGUGGAUGCUGCGGCGCUCGCUCAAGAAGUACUCGUUCGAGUCGAUCCGCGAGGAGAGCAGCUACAGCGACAUCCCCGACGUCAAGAACGACUUCGCCUUCAUGCUGCACCUCAUCGACCAGUACGACCCGCUCUACUCCAAGCGCUUCGCCGUCUUCCUGUCGGAGGUGAGCGAGAACAAGCUGCGGCAGCUGAACCUCAACAACGAGUGGACGCUGGACAAGCUGCGGCAGCGGCUGACCAAGAACGCGCAGGACAAGCUGGAGCUGCACCUGUUCAUGCUCAGCGGCAUCCCGGACACGGUGUUCGACCUGGCGGAGCUGGAGGUGCUCAAGCUGGAGCUGAUCCCGGACGUGACCAUCCCGCCCAGCAUCGCCCAGCUCACGGGCCUCAGGGAGCUGUGGCUGUACCACACGGCGGCCAAGAUCGAGGCGCCCGCGCUGGCCUUCCUGCGCGAGAACCUGCGGGCGCUGCACAUCAAGUUCACGGACAUCAAGGAGAUCCCGCUGUGGAUCUACAGCCUGAAGACGCUGGAGGAGCUGCACCUGACGGGCAACCUGAGCGCCGAGAACAACCGCUACAUCGUCAUCGACGGGCUGCGCGAGCUGAAGCGCCUCAAGGUGCUGCGGCUCAAGAGCAACCUGAGCAAGCUGCCGCAGGUGGUGACGGACGUGGGCGUGCACCUGCAGAAGCUGUCCAUCAACAACGAGGGCACCAAGCUCAUCGUCCUCAACAGCCUCAAGAAGAUGGUGAACCUCACCGAGCUGGAGCUGAUCCGCUGCGACCUGGAGCGCAUCCCCCACUCCAUCUUCAGCCUGCACAACCUGCAGGAGAUCGACCUCAAGGACAACAACCUCAAGACCAUCGAGGAGAUCAUCAGCUUCCAGCACCUGCACCGCCUCACCUGCCUGAAGCUGUGGUACAACCACAUCGCCUACAUCCCCAUCCAGAUCGGCAACCUCACCAACCUGGAGCGCCUCUACCUGAACCGCAACAAGAUCGAGAAGAUCCCCACGCAGCUCUUCUACUGCCGCAAGCUGCGCCACCUGGACCUCAGCCACAACAACCUGACCUUCCUGCCCGCCGACGUCGGCCUGCUGCAGAACCUCCAGAACCUGGCCGUCACGGCCAACCGGAUCGAGGCGCUCCCUCCGGAGCUGUUCCAGUGCCGGAAGCUGCGGGCCCUGCACCUCGGCAACAACGUGCUGCAGUCCCUGCCCUCGCGCGUGGGCGAGCUGACCAGCCUGACGCAGAUCGAGCUGCGGGGCAACCGGCUGGAGUGCCUGCCCGUGGAGCUGGGCGAGUGCCCGCUGCUCCGGCGCAGCGGCCUGGUGGUGGAGGAGGACCUGUUCAACACGCUGCCGCCCGAGGUCAAGGAGCGGCUCUGGAGGGCCGACAAGGAGCAGGCCUGAGCCGACGGCCCGCGCAGGACCCCGCCGCGCUCCCGGGCAGCCGCCCCGGCCUUGCAGGGCAGGAGCCUGGGCCGGACGUGCGAGGAGGACGCGGACAGGACUGGCGUGCGAGGGGCUGGCCCCUUUUCUCCCUCGGAGACUCACG
This is a messenger RNA of Oryctolagus cuniculus (rabbit), 2833 nucleotides long. RefSeq names its product leucine rich repeat containing 8 VRAC subunit A (gene LRRC8A). Lineage: Eukaryota; Metazoa; Chordata; Mammalia; Lagomorpha; Leporidae. Gene Ontology annotation, molecular function: protein binding. Gene Ontology annotation, cellular component: cytoplasm. The record is from RefSeq and is a predicted model, not a curated record.